GACAAAAAAAAAAAAAAAAAGUGUUUGGUGUAGCGACUGCGGUAACUUCCCAUUUCAGCGUUCAGAGUUCAUUUCCCCCGAGCAGCAGCGGUGCGCAGACUGCCCCUCGGAGCUCGUGUGACUUGUGACAGCGAGGCGACAGUUGACGUGCGUGUGAGAGAUACGUCAAUAUUCCUCGACUAAGGCUGAGAUAAUAACAGCAUCAACAACAACAAUAACAACAACAACAACGACGACGACGAAACAAUAUAAACAACAACGAAGACAGUACCAACAACGCUAUUAGCACCAACAUUAAGAAAAACACCAACAACAACUACAACUACAAUAUCAACAACAACAACAACAACAACAGCAACGUUCAACCUCACUACUCCUACCACCACCAUCACAUCACCUUAAUUUUGACCACCACCACCAACAGCAACAAAACACCACUACCACCACCACCACCACAACCACCACCACUACCACCAGCAACACAAAUAAGAUGGAAGUGGACAGCUGGCAAGAGCAACAGGUGGAGGAGCAGGGAGGGCGACAAGACACGGGGAAGGCGCGUGAAGGGAACGUGAUGGACGGAAGAGAAAGAAUCUAUAAGAGAACCCAACAGAAGCAAAUGGAAGGAGCAAGACUGAGGAGAAAACACAGAGCCAUUGCAGCAAAGAAUCAAGAGGAGAUCAUGACGAAGAAAAAUGGAAAUCAGGAAGAGGGAAGACGUGAAAUGGACCUUUGCUCUACUUCUGAAGGGGACGCUGCAGAAGGAAGUCAAAAUAACAUGUCUCACGAAGGCGGAGAGGAACAACAAGGAGACACUGGAAAGAUAAAGAAAAGCAGAGGAAAGAAGAAGCCUCGUCCUCCUCCUUCAGAAACAAAUAUGGGAAGGAAGCUCGGCCAAAACAACGAAAGGUGUAAGAAAAAAAAGAAACACAGUAAGAGACCACGUCUGGAGGAAGAUGCCGAGGGAGACUUUGAGGAAUUUUCUAGGAGGGAGAGAUUGGAAAGCAAGAAAGAAGGAAUGGAAAAGAAAAGCCAGGAGGAAAUGCAAGACGUGGAGAAGCAGUUUGAAAUGUGUCCAGAGAGUAGGUAUAAGUGUAUUUUGGAUCCUAAAGAGCCGUGGCCGCGCUGCAGUAGUGCGGAGGUGUCCCCAGCCAUAGGGAAGCAGGUGCCCACCGUCACCGGAACACCUUCAGACAUGACGAAUCAGCUGGACGCCAAGCUGCCGCGGAAGGUGAGCGAUGAUGAAGUCGGAUCGGCCAGCAAGUGUGAUUCUGAGACUGGAGAAGAAAAGUUGAUAGACAGCAGCCAGACGUGCAGUGAUGGCGAAGGUGUCUGUACUGGCAGCCCUGAAGAUCACUCGGGUCCUGCCACCAGUCACCCUCGCCGCCGCAUCCCGACCACAGUAUCCAUCUGGGCACUGCCUGUAGAGGAGCCGAGCUCCGUGAAGCUCACUGCCGUCAAGCCACAGGAUAUUGUGAGCAGCAGCUUGAUGGAGGUCACAGUAGCUGGCUUGCGUGGCGAGUACGGCUCUGUCACGGACCCGCGCCUCGGGCACAUGCAGGUGGACUCAGCCACCAAGUGCUUCACCUGCGACAGUCCCGACUGUCUGGGCCACAGCGGCUACAUUGACCUUCGGGAAUAUGUCUUUCAACCAGCCUUCAUGACGCGCUGCGUUCAAACGCUGCGCAGGCUGUGCUACCACUGCCUGGGCCCCGCCGUGCUUUGUCAGCGGAAUUUCAACAGAAUGCGGAAGGCCUUGGCGGCACAGCGACGGCAGUCUAGGCUCACCAAGAUGUGGCAGCAGCUGCAUGGCCGCGCCUCUGAACCAGUGCAGAAGUUCAACCCGCAUUUGUGUACCAAGAAGCAACCCAAGUACCGCGUGGUGGUGCGAGAGGGCGUGAAGACAGUGGAGGUGGUGUUGGUCGGGAAGGAGCAGAGAGCGGUGGAGCUGUCGGCUUCAACCAUCAGGGCGAUCUUCGCAGAAGUGUCCAAACAAACGUGGCAGUUCCUGGGAAUGAGAGACCCCUCUGAUGAAGUAUUCAUCAGGUACCUACGCGUGUGUCCCGCCUCGUUCAGGACAGGCACCAUGGUGGAGGAUCGCCUGGCCCCCAGCCGUCUCACCGUCCUCUACAACAACGUGGUCACGCUCAGGAACCAGCUGGACGUCACCGCCCAGCAGAUCAAGAAGGUUAUGGCGGGCCAGGAUGAAGUGGUGAGGAGUGGUGUGCACAUGUUGCUCAGCAAUCUAAUAGACGCUCUCAUCUCCCCCGGACAGCACCCCGAUGCCCCUGCAGCUAUUCUAGAUAAAGAACGAGGAGCAGCCGGCGCGGGCGAGGAAUACAUCAAGGAGGGAAACGUUGCUUGUGAAAAGGCAAAUUCUACCUCUAAUGGUCCGUGCAAAUACGAGGUGUCCAUCCUUGACGCUCUUCCUGAAUGUGUGAACUUCACAGGUGAUGCUCUUACAGACAUGGCCAUCACCUCUGAAGGCGAGAUGGAAGGCGCAAAGAAGAAGAGCUCUGAGCCGUACAGCUUGGAUAGUGGUGGAAGUGUGGAGGACUCAAAGACAAACAAAGCUGUUGCAUUUUCGAACCCACCGACAGUCUGCGAGUGGCUGCUGCCCUCAGACGACGACCAUGAAACUGACUCAGCAGAGCGCGAAGAGCAGAAAGUAAUGUGUCAGAAAACAACAUGCAAGGAGAAAGACAACAGCAAAGAGAAAAUGGAGUAUGGUGAUAGAGCGAGGAGGGAGGAAAGACUGCGCCUCACGAGGCACCAGGUGCAGGAGGUGGCGGCGAAGGUCUCUACGCUGCACCAGCGAGCCAGGAAGCAGCUACUCGCCCUCACCGCUGCCGUGGCCGCCAUCGUGCAGGAGCAGAUGUCAAGGAUUUCCGGCAAGCAGGGCGUGGUACGUCACCAUUUGCUGGGCAAAAGAAUCAACAAGUGUGCCCGAGCAGUGUUCACUGGCGACAACUCCCUUCCCCUGGGUGUGGUGGGAGUGCCCCGCACCAUCGCCGCCAAGCUGCUUCAGUACGUGCACGUGCACCAGAGUAACCUCAAGGAGUGCGAGGAGAUGGUCCGUCGCUUUCCUGAAUAUCCCUGCGUGGUGUCCGUGAUCCGCGGGGAGCGCCGCUACGACGUAAACACGCUCAGGGACAAGAUGGCCAAGCUUGGCGACCUCGGCUGGUGUUCUUUUCGCCUGCAGACGGGGGACGUGGUGCAGCGCCACCUGAUGGACGGUGACCAGGUGGUGGUGAACCGGCAGCCGACCCUUGCCAAGACCAACAUGCAGACCCACGCGGUGCGCGUCACGGACUCUCGCACCAUCAGUCUCAACAUAUCCAUCACGGACAACUAUGCUGCAGACUGUGACGGUGACGAGAUGAACCUGUUCGUGCCGGGCGUGAAGAGCCACUCGAGUCGCAUGCUGGAUGUGAGCCACAACGUAAUCUUCUUUAAGAAUGGGAAGGUGUCGCUGAAGAUCAAGCAAGACGCCUUACGCGGCGCGUACACGGCCAGUCUGCGGGACACCUUCUUCACUCUGGAGGAAUUCAGGGCCCUGGCGCCCAGCAGCAGCCACUUGCCGCCUCCUGCGCUGCUCAAGCCACAUCGCCUGUGGACAGGGUUACAGCUGUUGUCCCUCGCCUUGCCGGUGAGCCUCACCGUGGACCAGGUGGGUGUGGGCAUGCAGCUGGACACCCUGGUGGUGCGUCAUGGUCACAUGCUCUCUGGAGUGUUUGAUAAAGGCGGUCAAGACAAGAUUCUUGAAUGUUGCAAGAUGUUCCUCAGCCACGAUGUCAUCUUGGCCACCGUGAAGGACCUGCAGGGCAUCGCCGAGAGGUUUGUGGACGAGGUGGGAGGCACUGGGUUUUCCUUCCUGCCCGAGGACUGGUCCUGUCCCGCCGACACGCUUGACGCGAUGCGGCAGGAGCUUCAGGACGUCCUGAGCCGCGCCCAGAACAUCACGUGUCCCCGGAGGCGGAACGCCAAGCUGCGCCAGCUGCUGGCGAACCAAGCGAAUAGGCUUGUGCCGCAGCUGACGAAAGACAGCAGCGCGGCGGCCAUGCUCAAGGCGGGCUCCAAGAAGAGGCCCCAGAAGCUGGCGCAGGUGUGCCUGGCGGUGGGCCAACACAAUGAAAACGAUCAGCUCCCAGCCAGACACCUGGACGGCCGCCGCGUGUUGCCUUUCUUCAGCAGGGACGACACUCGGCCGCAGGCGGAGGGCUUCGUAGACCAGCCGUUGUUUGGUGUGGGCUCCAUCACGGCUGACGCGCUCAGUGGCAUGGUGGCGCGUAGCUCCUCGUACAAGAAGCAUUGCGCCACGGGGGAGAGCGGCUACCUGCAGCGAAAGCUGGGCAAGAUGAUGGAAGACCUGACGGUGCGUCACGACGGCACGGUGAGAGACGCCAACGACGAAAUUGUGCAGCUGUUGUACGGCGAUGAUGGCCUGCUGCCAGAAUGCUGUGUCGCUGUUAUGCUGCAAACAGAACCCCUACCUAACCACGUGGCUGACUUUUACCAAGGGCUCAUCGGCGACCAAAGCCUGACAGCUCUAGAACAGUUGCUGCUGAAGGAGGAGUUGCAGUCCCUGUUGGCUGACCAGCAGUGCCUGAGAAAGGAGACAAAGGACAACCACGUCGAAAUUUCUGUGCCCUUCAGCCUGCCGCAUCUGAUGGCUCACGUGCUGGCCACUGUCCCCGCCUCUGGCCCGCCGCCCUCCAUCAUCGACGUUGUGAAAGGCCGCAGCAAGUUUUUCGCUUUGGUGGAAGAUUCAAUCGAGAAAGUACUGAGGGAUGAGUUGCCAGGUCCGCCGUUCCCCUGCGUCAAUGGCGACAUAUUACCCGAUGUGGACGUGAGCCGCGAGCUGGAGAGGGCUGCGCGGAGCUCGGAGCAGCGGCUGGUGAGGGACCCACUGGACCUGCUGAAGCGGUACGUGAGGCAGCACGUGAAUACAUUCAUCAUCCGCAAAGCAACCUUCAGCAAGCAGCAAUUCUGUGCCCUGCUGGAGACCAUGACAGAGAUGUACCAGGAGAGCCGGCCAGCUGCUGGGGAGUGCGUGGGGGCCCUGGCCGCCCAGGCCCUGGCCGAACCCCUCAUGCAGAUGACACUGAAUGCUUGUCACCGCGCCGCCGUGGCCUCAGACGGGGACGCCAUCCCGCGCCUCACCGAACUCCUCAAUGGCCAUGCAGAGGAUACGCUGCUGGAGAUCCAGCAGGGUGGGCUACUGCACGCCCGGCAGUACCUGGUGCAGGAGAUCAGCCAGGUGUACUCCCUCUCCGGAGAGAGUGUGGACGCCCGUCACGUGCGUCUAGUGGUAGAUUACAUGCUGAAGGAAGGCGUGCUGAGCGGCUUCACCCGCCACCACAUCUCCCCGCAGGUCAGCUUCCUCAAGGCCGCGGCCUUCGAGCAGCCUCUCAGUCUCCUGCAGCGUGCUGGCGUGCGAGCGCGCAGCGACGACCUCCGUGGCGUCAGUGAGAAUCUCAUAUUCGAUAAGGCGGUGACCGUGGGACCCCACGCCUGCAGCGCCAUGGUGUGGGUGGACCUGCUGAGAGACGUGUGCCCGACCACGCCACCGCGACACCCGCCGCCACGCCCACGGACACACCAAGACGACGAACCCUCAUAUGAAUUCAGUUCCCCUCUCGAGGCCGUGAGUGACUGAAGGCGACGACGACAUCUGGAUCUGGACGAGGCACAACUCACGGAGCAGAGCCCGGGGCAGGCCAGGGGAAGUGAGUGCCGAUCCCCGCGCUGGACUGACGAGUGAUGAGGGCACCGGGAGGGAAUCAGGGGCGCUGGUGGGCGGCAAUUUUGCUCUGUAGACCAGUGUGUUGCUUGAGGAUAUUUACAUGUCUCUAAGUAGUGAGGAAUGAAGGGUGCUGAAUAUUAUACUUCUGUUAUGGAUUUCUCUUAUUAAAACUUUGAAUAUAUUUAUUUUUCAUUAAUAAACACUGAUUUCGUUGA
Messenger RNA from Scylla paramamosain (green mud crab), 5961 nucleotides. Its product is annotated as DNA-directed RNA polymerase II subunit rpb1-like. The coding region runs from base 491 to 5659 and encodes 1722 amino acids. Gene Ontology annotation, biological process: DNA-templated transcription. The record is from RefSeq and is a predicted model, not a curated record. Gene Ontology annotation, molecular function: DNA binding. The transcript has a single exon. Lineage: Eukaryota; Metazoa; Arthropoda; Malacostraca; Decapoda; Portunidae. Gene Ontology annotation, cellular component: RNA polymerase II, core complex.